Pocillopora meandrina is the source of this 939-nucleotide messenger RNA. The record is from the annotation of a GenBank genome assembly. Lineage: Eukaryota; Metazoa; Cnidaria; Anthozoa; Scleractinia; Pocilloporidae.
AUUAAUAGAAUACAAGAAAGUACUUUGGUUACGCUCCUUCUCGACUCUAAGCCACUCUCUGUUCUUUGUCAAGUGGGUGAUUUUGGAUGUGGAGAUGGAGGGUGGACACCGGUAAUGAAGAUUGAUGGCAAUAAGGUUUGCGUACAUCUCUUGUUGUUGUUUGUUUGUUUUUACUACUUUUUUUUUUUCCAGGAUCAAUAGAGCAAAGAGUAAUUUUGAAUUAGUACAGAGUCCCUUUUUAGUACAAUCCCUUUUUUUGAUAAGAUCCUGGAAGAGAUCUGCAAUGAUAAUGUCAACUAGAUCAACUAAACAAUGUUACCCUGCUUUUCGAUUGCUCAGGCUUGUCAAGGUAAUGGCUGUUAUGAAGAAAAAACAAAACAAAAAAAAAACAUUAAUGAAAUAUUUCCUAUUAUUUUUAAGAGAACCUUUCAUUAUAGCAGCUCUUACUGGACUGACAAAAACGAAUACAACUCUCCUGGAGGGGAGACUGGGUUUGACGAAAAUGAAAUGAAAUUACCCACCUACUGGAACACUUCGUUCUCUAGGAUCUGUCUUGGUAUGAAGAUCGACCAACAGCUCAGGUUCAUUGUCGUCAACAAGCAGGCCGACUCUUUGUACUCACUAAUCGCUAAUGGGAAAUACCGCGAAACGUCACUGGGUCGCAACACUUGGAAGGAGAUGGUUGGUGCAAAUACUUCUCUGCAGAAAAACUGCAACAAGGAAGGUUUCAAUGUUGUUUGUCAGGCCACAGACUCCCCUAAAGCCAGGAUUGGUAUUGUUAGCAACCAACAGAACGACUGCAACACAUGCAACUCAAGGAUCGGCUUUGGUACAGGAGGAAAACCUGAUGAUUCAAACACGUGUGGCAAUGAAGCAAACUUGAACCCGGAUAAUGGUGUGAAACACAUCAAAGCGAUGGGAUACAUUCUGGUACAAUAA